UUUUCAACCAGGUCACAUCGUCCAGUAAUUAAACCCAAUUACCCCCCAGCGCGACACCAUUUCCCGCAAUACUUUCAAUCGUUAUGGGAAAACAUGCUACAUCGAAAAGUACAUCACUUCCCACUACGACGCAUUUAUUGAGCCAUAAAAUAUGAAGCACACAAUAUUUCCACCAGCCAAAGCCCAUUCACAGCGCCCAUCAUUAUGAGGGAAGACACGGUUGAUAGCGAAAGUUCAAAACGAUGGGUUAUUGCUACACACACACACUUUUUCUGACGCUCCCAGCCAACGGUUCGGUUUGGCAAAAAUAGCAUGAUGGCAUGAAUAUUAAUGACAGUUGUAGCAGAGCUCCGAUGAGCAGAACAUGUCAUUACCGGAAACUGAUUCCGGCACCACGGACUCUCUCGAGAGGUUCGUUUAUUUCUUUCCUGUACCGUCAUCUCCCCCACAAAUCAUUCGUAAUGGCGUUGAGGGCCUCAUCCUUCCGCGGUUCUAAUCGUUCGCCCUAUUGGAGUUGCAUUUUGCAUGCCACCGGCUGGCAGAGGAAGCAUGUAAAAUAAAUAUUUGAUACCGAAACCAAACACCGCCAGACGAGCGACACACAGCGUUUUGUGUGGUUAGAGGAGGUGGCGCGUGGGGGUGAUGUAAAAACAAUCAUCCUUCCUAUUGCUGAUGCUCUCGGUAUUGACAUUUGUCGAUUCGUACCGCCCUCCGGGAAGCCCGAGCAGUGUCCCGCAGUGUGACUUUGAUCUCGGUGCACGACAGACAGUACUUUGAGGGACGACUUUGAGCUUUGACGACUCCCCUCCGUGCUGAGGGGUUGCUUUGGCAAGCGCGCAAAAACAGGGAAAUGCAUGACAGACUGAACUGCUGUGUCUGUUAUUAAAAGGAUUGCCAUCCCGCUGACUUUCAUCGAGCUGCAAAGAAGUGUGGGAAGUGUCUGUGCAGUGAAAUCGAUAUUUAAAUAAAAACAUCAUCACUUCGCCGCUCCGACCAAACCAUCACACCCCAAAACAUGAUAAAAGCGAACGCCCAGAAGCGGCAGAAAUUAUCCACCGUCUCCAGCGUGACGGUCGGCACACCGCACAAGGACGGCCCACCACCACCGACACGUGGUCGGCUGCGGGAGCGGUACCGCUUCAAGGAGGAGCUGCUGCAGCUGUUCAACAGCAUCACCGCCCACUGCUACCGACAGCUGGCGCAGCAAGAUCGCAGCCUCUCGGAGCGGCUGUUCUGGCUGCUGAUGCUAAUCCUCGAGGCGGCCACACUGAUCGCGAUCAUCAUCUCGGCCUGGGGGAAGUUUACGGCCAACCCGUUGAUAACGACGCUGCACGAUACGAUCUACCCGAUCGUGCUGGUACCGUUUCCGGCGAUCUCGCUCUGCAACAACAAUCGCAUCUCGCGAGCCGCCGCCGUCCGGUACGCGGCCCAGCUGGCCGGGCGGGAUGCCGAGCGGCGCAACGCGAGCUACUUUCUCGAGCAGAUCGCCCUGCUCGGCAAGCUGUACGACUUUGACUACGAAAAUCUGCACCAGAUGACCAGGCUGCAGGAGUUUCUCGAUCUGAACGAUGUGAGCAACAGCACCGGCAUGUACAAUGCGCUGGAAACGCUCGAAAAGCUAUCGCCCCGGUGUGAGGAUAUGCUGCUGCGCUGCUUUUGGAAAAGCAUCGAGCUGCCGUGCAUGCUGCGGAACGAUAUGAUCGAGGUGCGCCGCACACCGUACGGAUUUUGCUGCACGUUCAACUUUAUCGGCCACACCGAAGAUAACGAGAUUCAUCCACCGUCGUACUUUUUGGACGUUACUGGACCGGAAAUGGGAUUGGUGCUGCUGCUGAAUGGCUCCUCUAAUGACUAUUUCUACAACUUGUUCAACAACAUCGGCUUCAACCUGCAAAUUUUCAACCCGCACGAGGUCCCGGACAGUACCGCCGGCGGGGUAAACGAGCAAUUCGUCCACCUCGGCACGGAAACGUUCAUCCGGGUUGAUGCCAUCACCAUCAACAGCGAGCCGGAUGUGCUGCGCUACUCGAGACAGAAGCGCCAGUGCGUGUUCCGCAACGAGCUGCUAAAGUACGGUGCCAACUACGGCCGCAGCAACUGUGUCGCCGCCUGCCGGCUCCGGAGCGUGAUGGCGCUGUGCGAGUGCGUACCGUUCUACAUGCCGACGGCGGGUGCGACGGCCAGCAGCAAAUCCGUAACGACCUGCAAUCUCCAGCACAUCGCCUGCCUGAGCAAGUACAAGAUCAAAUGGUCAACCGUGAUAACGGACAUCGUGCAGAUACCGGGGCUGGAGAAGGAGAUGGAGGAGUCGCUCUACUGUCCGGAGUGUUUGCCGUCCUGCUCGGCGAGCAAGUAUCAGAUCACUGCCUCCAACCUGCCGCUGGUGCGAUCCCGACGGGACGGCUUCAGCGUGACGGCCGGCAUCGACAACGUGGCGGACGUCGCGGUGGUGCGCAUCUUCUUCGGCCAGCCGGAAACGUGGAUGUACAAGCAGAACGUGGCCUACUACUGGUUCGAGAUAUUCAGCAACUUUGGCGGCAUGUUCGGCAUCAUGGCCGGCAUGUCGCUGAUAACCCUAAUGGAGGUUGUUUACUUUGUCGGCCGGCAGCUGGUGCUGGUGUUUGCGACCCGCUCGUGGAGUGCCGGGGCGCUCCGGUCGCGCAUGCCGAACCUAGAGCUACUGCAGUAAAGUUCAGUGUGUGUUUGUUGGAGUUGGUUGUCCAGUGGUAAAACACAUACACACACGCAGAGAAACAAACAAAAAAUAACGCUUAUGCCAAAAACAUAGCUAUGCUAGUUACGGGGCAUUGUUUUUCGCACUCCUAAUAACACUCGACGGAACAAGAGCAGGCUGGCCGCAAGGACCCAUUUUGCCCACAUCAACAAAUGCUUUGCACGCUCCGUUUCGGGGGGGAAUGCUCGAGAUGGUGCGGCUUUUAGUGACUGUUUUAGUGGCGGCGGUGGGGCAUGUGUACGCAGCGGCCAACCACACCGAAUUGUGGACGAAUUGGUCGUGGCAAGUGUCCAGCGGUGGUUUUUAAUUUAUUCACCAGCACUUUAAACGAGUACAGCAACUAAGCGCACCCUGGGUAUGAUGACACAACGCUGAGGUAGCGGCACUGGGUAACACAAAAGGGUAAAUAAAACAGUACCAGCACUUCUUGCAACCUUGAGUUGAGGGUUGUUUUUCAAUACUAAGAAAGAAGCUCUGAUUUAACAAACUAAACAGUUACAUGGUUGGUAUUAGUGGUGGGCGCUCGGAAUCAGACCUACUCGAUUCCGAUUCCGUGUUCGGGAUCAAUUUUGGAGCCGAUUCCGAUACAAAUUCGGUACUAGAAUCAGAAUCGGCUCCAGAAUCGGAAAUCGACUUGGGAAUCGCAAUUUGCUUCGGAAACGGAAUCAGAAUUGACUCCAGAAAUGGAAUUAUCUUCGGAAUAAGAAUCAGUUCUUGA
Anopheles gambiae (African malaria mosquito) is the source of this 3452-nucleotide messenger RNA. RefSeq names its product pickpocket protein 28. The record is from RefSeq and is a predicted model, not a curated record. Gene Ontology annotation, cellular component: membrane. The coding region runs from base 1016 to 2689 and encodes 557 amino acids. Gene Ontology annotation, molecular function: ligand-gated sodium channel activity. The transcript has 6 exons. NCBI's taxonomy places the organism in Eukaryota, Metazoa, Arthropoda, Insecta, Diptera, Culicidae. Gene Ontology annotation, biological process: sodium ion transmembrane transport.